Messenger RNA from Penicillium pulvis, 1617 nucleotides. RefSeq names its product sugar porter family MFS transporter. Gene Ontology annotation, biological process: carbohydrate transport; transmembrane transport. Gene Ontology annotation, cellular component: membrane. The record is from RefSeq and is a predicted model, not a curated record. The coding region runs from base 1 to 1617 and encodes 538 amino acids. Gene Ontology annotation, molecular function: carbohydrate:proton symporter activity. The transcript is spliced from 4 exons. NCBI's taxonomy places the organism in Eukaryota, Fungi, Ascomycota, Eurotiomycetes, Eurotiales, Aspergillaceae.
AUGGCAAGCACACGCCAGGUCCUCGGCACGGCCGACCUUAACCUCAUCGAGGCGCCUGUCACCCUGCGAGCCUACCUGAUCUGUGGCUUUGCCAGCUUUGGAGGUAUUCUCUACGGCUAUGACUCUGGCUACAUCUCCGGUGUGCUUGGAAUGGACUAUGUCAAGCAACACUUUGGAAACCCCCGUGUUCCCACCAAGGAAGAUCCAUCCGAGUGGAUCAUCCCAAGCUCCCGAAAGUCGCUCAUUACUUCCAUCCUUUCCGCUGGUACCUUCUUCGGUGCCCUUCUCGGAGGUGUGCUUGCUGAGCGCUUCGGCCGUCGCCUCACCAUCAUGAUCUCUUGCUUGCUUUUCUCCAUUGGAGUCGCUGUCCAGGUUGGAACCGUCGACGUCGGUGGUCUUGUUGCUGGUCGUCUGAUUGCUGGUCUCGGUGUUGGAGGUGUCUCCUCCACUGUCAUUCUGUACGUCUCUGAGAUCGCUCCUCGAAAGGUCCGCGGUCUUCUCGUUUCCGGUUAUCAGUGGGCUAUCACUAUCGGUCUGCUCGUUGCCUCUGGUGUCGGACAAGGCUGUAAGAGCAUUGAUAGUCGCUCAUCUUACCGUAUUCCUAUUGGGUUGCAAUUUAUCUGGGCUGCUAUUCUGGCUGGUGGGCUAUUUUUACUCCCCGAAUCCCCUCGUUACUACGUGAAGUGCGGCCGCAUGGACGAUGCUCUACGCUCGCUUGAGCGUGUCCGUGGACAGUCUCGAUCCAAUGCUGCCAUCCAAGCAGAGCUUGCUGAGAUUCAGGCAAACUUCGAGUACGAAAAGCAGAUUGCGAGCACAUCCUGGAGUGACUGUUUCAAGGGUGGGCUUGCUGCGCGCGGAAACCUCCGCCGUGUCAUCAUGGGUGCUGCUCUUCAGAUGUUUCAACAGUGGACUGGUAUCAACUUCAUCUUCUACUAUGGCACCACAUUCUUCCAGGAAGUUGGUCUCAAGAACCCAUUCCUGAUGUCGACCAUCAUGAACAUCGUCAACGUCGUCACGACUCCGGCAUCUUUCUGGAUGAUCGAGAAACUGGGUCGACGUAGCUUGCUUAUCUAUGGCGCCCUGGUCAUGCUGUUCUGCGAGUUCGUCGUUGCAAUUGUGGGCGUAACCAAAGAGGGAUCCCACGCAGCGAGCCUUUGCCUUAUCGUCUUCACCUGCUUCUACAUCGCCGCUUUUGCCAUGACCUGGGGCCCAGCUGCCUGGGUAGUCAUUGGCGAGAUCUACCCGCUGCCCAUCCGAGCGAAAGGUGUCGCCAUUGCAACUGCUUCGAAUUGGUUCUGGAACUGUGUCAUUGCCGUGAUCACUCCUUACAUGGUCGAUGAGUCGGAGGCGAAUUUGAAAGUCAAAGUGUUCUUUGUCUGGGGCAGUGCACUUUUCCUGUGUCUCUUGUUCGCCUUUUUCAUCAUUCCUGAGACCAAGGGUCUGAGUUUGGAGCAGGUUGACAAGAUGCUCGAGGAGACUACUCCCAUGACUAGUGCCAGAUGGAAGCCUCAUGAAACCUUUGCGCAUGAAAUGGGCAUGGUCGACAAGAUCGAGCCUACUAUCAGCCACCACGAGCAAAAGGGCACUGCUGUGACGGAGCACGACGAUACCAUCUGA